Messenger RNA from Salarias fasciatus (jewelled blenny), 659 nucleotides. It is a transcript of the gene naa38, whose product is annotated as N-alpha-acetyltransferase 38, NatC auxiliary subunit. The coding region runs from base 45 to 380 and encodes 111 amino acids. The record is from RefSeq and is a predicted model, not a curated record. Gene Ontology annotation, molecular function: RNA binding. The transcript is spliced from 3 exons. Gene Ontology annotation, cellular component: NatC complex. Lineage: Eukaryota; Metazoa; Chordata; Actinopteri; Blenniiformes; Blenniidae.
UCGCUCCGUACUCAAACGUGGGCGAGGAAGCAGGGGAGGAGGUUAUGGCAACAAUGAUUGAGGAAAAUGGUCCUUCGAUUCAUGAGUCCGAGGUGUCCUCGUCGUCACAGGCGCGGCAGAAGCUGGAGGGGCUUCUGAACAAGAACAUGAGGAUCCGCAUGACGGACGGGCGGACCCUGGUGGGGCUUUUCCUCUGCACAGACCGGGACUGCAACGUCAUCCUCGGCUCCGCGCAGGAAUUCCUCAAGUCCACAGACACCUUCUCCCAGGGCGAGCCCCGAGUCCUGGGCCUGGCCAUGAUCCCCGGCCACCACGUGGUGUCCAUCGAGGUGGAGGCGGACAGCCUGGACGACACGCAGGGAUUUGGAGCGAGCCACUGACCGACGCCUGCUCGUUCUGGACUGCUCUCGACUGUUCAUGUCAGCCACUCCCACCGAGCGGGAUGCGGGGCUGCGGACGAGCCCGAAGAAGAACAGACGUCCACACGGGAGGAUUUUACCGCUCGAGACUUUACACAAUCAGAGGUUCCGUUCCUGGAGCUCGGCGGUCUGUCCGUCACCGGAGGAAGACGGUGGAAAAAACAAACUGUGCAAUGCAGCCAGAGUUUAAAGGAAAUGUUUCUGGUCUUUGGUACACUGUGUUUGGAAAUAAAAUGUCUC